CAUAAUCUGUUUGCAGAGCACAUAGUUCAAGAACAUUUUUUAAAAGCUGUGUAGUGCUUGUAUACUCUUCAAAGGUGAGGGUGAGCGACACCUUUAUUAAGCCGCUAAGAAAACCAUUACACAAAGGCUAGUUUUCGAGCUAUAUGGAUCUUCCCCAGGCGGGACACCACCCAGCUGUGCACAGUACAGAAAAAAAUAUAUAUUAAAUGCUCCAAAAAAUCUUGGCAGCCUGUAAGGGCCCGGUUUUGCUUUUUAAAGCGCGUUUCAAAAUGGGGACUGUCGUCCCCAUGGAUUAUAAUUCCCCAAACCUCCAGAUCCAAUAUGGUCACGGACCAGGCUGGCUGGAAAUUCUGGGCCAUUGUAGACCAGAAAAGGGGUAACUUUUCUGAGUGCUGGUUGCAGGGGGCACCUCUCUUUGUGGGAACGCCAGCCUCCCUCCCAAGCUUGUGGGUCCAAAGAAUUGUUCAUGCCAGUUAAGCAAAAGAUGGAAACUGAAAAGAGGAAGGAGUGAUACCUGGGUAAUGUCGAAAAUAGUUCCUUCCUGGCUAUGGAAUAGAAGGCCCUAUUAUUCUUUGUAUUAUGUUCCCUUCCCUAUUAUCUCUUCCUUGGCUUUGAGAAUUAGUCAAAUGCCUACAUUUUGCUCUUUCCACCCCACUUCAUCGCCACCUUUCAACUAGCAGAUGCCCGACUUUAGGAAUGCGCUCAGAGGCCAAAAAAAACCCAGCCGGGAGUGGGAGGCUGAAGGCCAUACAUCAAGGGGCCGGGCUGGGUAACAUAAAUAUAUCAAUAAGAUAAGGAAGUUGCGAGACACUUUCUUCCAGACACAUCCCUAGAGAAGAAGGUCAUUAAGGGGAAGUGGCAUUUCCCUCCCCCAUACAUCUAUCCAUUUGUACCCAAUGAGGUGUAGGAUCCAAAUAGUAUUAAGUAGAUUUUACCCAAUGAGCUUGUAAGACUUUCUGGGUCUUAGUUUGUUAGGGUAUAAAGUUCCUUUCCACACUGUAUCCUCGGGGGUCUUCUCUGCCCUUAAAAGAAGUCCCAGCUGACUUUAGAUCACACACAUAAUAAAACUAGAUUUUGGUUCAGCCGGUUGUGUCUCGCCAGAGCGAGGGCUUGGCCAGUAACAGUUGGACGUUAUUCUUGGGUGAUUUUUAAAUCCUCAACGGAUCGGACCUCCUCGGCCGCCGGAUUGUGGCCACUCUCCUCGGGCGAUCCUGUGACUCGUGGCAGCUUGCCCAGGGCUACGCAGGCUGGCUGGCUCUCUUGCACAGCACGGUGAGGAUUUUAACUCCUGGUCCUGCUGCUCCAACCCACUGAGCAUUCCGGCCAACUUUGGAGAAAGCAAGCGCGGUGGUGUGGAUUAUGGGCCACUCAGCGUCCAAAGAGAUCCGUAUUCCGCCCGAGGGCACCCCAGCGUCUUACAUGUAUCACCGUUAUGGGCCGCACACAUGCCAGUUUCUGGAGAAAUGGAACAGCUAUACGGAGAGUUAUCCACUUAAGGAGUUUCCCCUGGAGGGAACUUUUGAGAUGGAUAAAAUCGAUCACCUCCGGCGCGUUUUACAGCACAGAAGGAGGAAGGUGUCCUCGAACCAGUGGGUCACCUAUUUUGCCUGGUACGAGGAAACCAGUACGAGGCUCCGGCAGUCUGAGAUCAGGUGUGUUCACGACUCCCAAGAGAAACUCCAAGCUGAAAUCAAAGAAUUGAAGAGAGAGGUUUCUCUGGACCGAAAAGAGAGAUUAAAUUCUGCCCAGGUACGACCGAGUUUAGGCUCUGAAGAUAAGGUGCGGGACAAUCCGGCCCAUUCGUCUGAUGCUGCCAUGGCAAGCCUGCCCGAAGUGCAGGAAAACUCAUCAACGUCUCGGCCUCGUCGCUCUGCUCCCAAUCCUCCUCCAAGGGUGGAAGCGCAGGAAAACCCAUCAACGUCUCGGCCUCGUCGCUCUGCUCCUGAUCAUCCUCCAAGGAUGGAAGAAGCUGAGCAGUCAAGACCUACCGAACAGCUAGGAGCUCAACCAAAGGCUGAUAUGCCCUUAAUGCUUGCGCCAACUCCCGACGUGGGUUUGGCUCCUGCGCAGCCUCCCUGGACGCCCACCGAAUUGUAUCAACUGGUGCUCAGACUCCUGGAGAUCAAGGAAGACCCUGAAAAGUUUAAGGAACAGCUUCGGAUCGUGUUGGCUUGCUUUAAGCCCACUUGGGCCCAAGCUCAGCAGCUGCUGGGUGCCCUACUUGAGUGGGAUGUGCAGAAACGCCUCUUCGAGGAGGCCAGCUGGCCCAUGGAAGACCCAGGCUGGUCUGAGCAAGAGCUGGUGGACCCUCACCGCCGUCUGCUGGAGGCCGUCUCCAAGGUCUGCCCCAGAAAAUGUGACUGGAGUAAGAUCCUUGCUUGCAAGCAGAAGAAAGGCGAAGAGCCGGCCGAUUACAUGGAGCGUCUCCUGGAGAUGACGAGGAGAUAUAUAGGAUUUGAUGAGCCCAUCCAUGCUAUCGAAGGUCUCAUCGGUGGUUGGUUUGUGGACGGCCUGCAUUGGGAGGUUCGGAACCGCCUGAAACAGGUCUCUCCAGGUUGGCGGGAACAAAAUUUACGGGAACUUCUGGACCUGGCGGACAGCUGCUGGGCCAAGAAGCAGAGGAGAGAGGAAACGCUGGAAAGGGAAUUCAUGGCGCUGCGCCUUCGAGAGCUGAGAGCCACAGUCCACGGAGGAGGGAGAGGCCGGAUGGUGGAAGGAAGAAGAGGCUACGGCGCCAUCCACGCUGUCCACACCGAGAAUUAUAUGGCCAUCGAUUAUGGGUGCGAUUAAACCCUGGAAGAAGACGUGGGGAGACUGUGCAGUUCUUUCAUUCUUUCUUCUGUGGCUUUCUGCUUGCUUUCAAAACCCCGGCCCAACGGCUUUCCAUGGAAAUCCAUGCCCUCCAAAUGACAGUUCAAGCCUCCCCCGCACCGCAAUAACCAGUGUUUUUCUGGGUGAUGUGCUAGCAACCUCUCCCCCGAAAUUUUAAACCUGACCAACCACAUCAUCACGAAGGGGCUCUGGGUCUGCUCCCGUUUUAUGGACUUUGUAUCUCAAGUAACCCGUAUCUACAACCAACAGAACCAUUAAGAAUAGACC
Molecule: messenger RNA, 3099 nt
Organism: Pogona vitticeps (central bearded dragon)
Lineage: Eukaryota; Metazoa; Chordata; Lepidosauria; Squamata; Agamidae
Biological process (GO): viral process
Source: RefSeq, a predicted model, not a curated record